This is a messenger RNA of Pseudogymnoascus verrucosus, 1777 nucleotides long. RefSeq names its product Histone acetyltransferase (gene ESA1). The coding region runs from base 94 to 1632 and encodes 512 amino acids. Gene Ontology annotation, biological process: regulation of DNA-templated transcription. Gene Ontology annotation, molecular function: histone acetyltransferase activity. The record is from RefSeq and is a predicted model, not a curated record. NCBI's taxonomy places the organism in Eukaryota, Fungi, Ascomycota, Leotiomycetes, Thelebolales, Thelebolaceae. The transcript is spliced from 2 exons.
CCCACUUCACUCAUCUCAUCAGUAACACCCCGCGUUUUCUCACUAUCCAUCAAUAUUCAAGCUGAUCCCAUCUGAUAUUGAUGUGAAGUCACCAUGACAGCGAGCUCAAAAGCACAGGAUUCGGCGGUUGGGUCACCAGCCCCCAAGCAGAAGAGCAAAGCGACAGUAGAUACUCUUAGAGCAGGAUGUAUUGCUAUGGUAGAGAAGGAUGGGCAGGCGCGUAGGGCCGAAAUUCUUAGUAUUAAAGAAACAAAGAGUGGUCGACACUUCUACUGCAACUUCGACAACUUCAACAAGCGCCUUGACGAGUGGGUGCCAACUUCACGAAUAGAUUUCGAUCAGGACGUGGAGUGGCCGAGCCCAGAGAAGACUAAAGAGGGCAAGAAAGCAGUAGCAGCAUCGAAAUCACAGCCAUCCAAGGCAACCAAAGCCCCCCCAAAGAAGGGGCAAAAGCGUACAGCAGCCACUAGGGAGGCGUCCGAAGCCGUAUCGGAAGGUGGUUCUCAAAAAUGGGUGGAAUUUGCAGAAGGACGCAAAGAUGGGAAGGGUACUCCGGAUGCUUUUGGCGACGAAAAAAUGGUCAUGGCUCUAGAUCUCGAUCAGACAGCCGAUUCGGAAGCAGACGAAAUGGAUGUCGAUGAGCUCCAACACGACACAGCUGUAGCAAAGACAGAGGGCAGGGAAGACUUUAGCCGAGAAGAAGAACUGUCUAGGCUACGCACCGGUGGUUCAAUGACGCAAAACCAGGCUGAAAUUUCUCGAAUUCGAAACAUCUCAAAAGUUCAAUUCGGCAAAUUCGACCUCCAUCCGUGGUAUUUCUCUCCGUACCCAGAGGACUUCGCUCACGAGGACUUGAUGUAUAUUUGCGAAUUCUGUCUGGGCUAUUUCGGAGAUAUAAAAUCAUUCUCCCGGCAUAGGUCCAAGUGUACACUACUACAUCCUCCUGGGAACGAAAUCUACCGCGACGACUACAUCUCGUUCUUUGAAAUCGACGGUAAACGGCAGCGAACAUGGUGCCGAAAUCUCUGUCUUCUGUCGAAGAUGUUUCUCGAUCAUAAAACGUUGUAUUACGACGUGGACCCUUUUCUUUUCUAUGUUAUGACUACACGUGAUGAGAAGGGUUGUCAUCUUGUUGGCUACUUCUCGAAAGAGAAAGAGAGUGCGGACGGCUACAACGUAGCUUGUAUCCUUACUCUUCCCCAGUACCAGCGCAAGGGGUACGGAAGAGUUCUUAUUCAGUUCUCAUACGAACUCUCGAAGAUUGAAGGAAAGCUUGGCUCCCCCGAGAAGCCACUUUCCGACUUGGGACUUCUCAGUUACCGACAAUACUGGACGGAAAAUAUCAUGGAAAUAUUGGUGGAGAGCAACGAAAGAGACGACAAAUGCAGCAUAGAGUCUGUGGCAGCACAGCUGGCAAUGACUCUGGGCGACGUUGAAUCGAUGCUACGGGCGUUGGAGAUCUUAGCAUACCACAAAGGGGAGCACAAAUUGAUUGUACCAUCGGGACUGAUCGAACGAUAUAGGGCAGCGAAAGAGAAAGAGAAAUCCAAGCCGAAGAGGAUAAUUGAUCCAGCUCGGAUACAGUGGAAACCUCCGGUCUUUAGUGCAGCUUCCAGGACUUGGGGAUGGUGAGACGAAUGGGUAAUUGGCUCUGGUUUGGUUCUCUGGGGGGUAAAUAUUCUUGUUUCGGAAAGGGUGGUGUUUGGGAGGUGAAUUAAGGAGCAUAGUGGCGUAUAGAAAUACCCUAUUUGAAAUAAGCAUUAAGAUCGGUACAAAC